AACUUGAUGAUUCAUACCCCUACCCGAGAAAAUGAGGAGCUCACUCUUUGGGUCCUUUUCUAUUCUCCAUAUUCUUAUUCUAUCAUGUAUUCUUCUCACACCAACAACUCUUUCCUCUGAUGGAGAUGGUGACGAUGAUGGUGAUUUGGUGGACCAGAUAUGCCGAAAGACUCCCUUUUAUGAUCUCUGCAGCUCCAUCUUACAUUCAAAUCCCUUGGCCCCCAAAAGUGAUCCAAAGGGUAUGGCCCUCAUAAUGGUGAACAACAUUCAGGAAAAUGCUACUGACACACUGUGUUACAUUGAAGAGUUGAUCAAGCAAACCUCAGAUGAACAAUUGGAGCAGCAACUGGAUUUCUGCGCAGAGUCAUACAUCCCAGUUGUGAAGUACAUUCUCCCACAAGCAGCUGAUGCCAUAAGCCAAGGUCGAUUUGGGUUUGCCAGUUACUGCAUAGUUGAUGCUCAGAAGGAAGUAAAUGCCUGCGACAAGAAAUUUUCUGGCUCAUCUCAGGCACCCUUAAGUGAUAGAAAUGACAUUAUGCAGAAGCUGGUGGAUGUGGCUGCAGCCAUAGUUAAACUACUAUUAAAUGGCUGAUUUUUUUCUCUCCCCUCUUUCCACGGGUUUCCCACACCGUUUCCGAAUUCUUUCUCUGCAAAAAUGGAUCCAAAACCGAGCAUGAGAAUGGAGAGAACAGCUUCCCCCAGUUGCUCUGCAAUGCUGAUCUUGGCCGUUGAAACACGAAUUCACACUGAUCGACGAUGUACUACGCAAUCGGACGGUCCAUGUAAAAGCAUUACUUGUUCAUAUUUUAAUUCAAUUUCAUCUUAGUAUAUUAGGUCCUUCAAUUCUUUCUUAAACUCAAUUUCAGUAUUUUAUUAAUAUGAUUUUGUUUAUCUACUAA
Messenger RNA from Vigna angularis (adzuki bean), 899 nucleotides. RefSeq names its product cell wall / vacuolar inhibitor of fructosidase 1. The record is from RefSeq and is a predicted model, not a curated record. The coding region runs from base 32 to 592 and encodes 186 amino acids. Gene Ontology annotation, biological process: negative regulation of catalytic activity. The transcript has a single exon. NCBI's taxonomy places the organism in Eukaryota, Viridiplantae, Streptophyta, Magnoliopsida, Fabales, Fabaceae. Gene Ontology annotation, molecular function: enzyme inhibitor activity.